AUGACGAGGCGCACAUCACAAGUGCGCGGGGAGCUUAAAACAAAGAUGCACAUACUGACGGCCUCGUUCUUUGGCUUCCGUGCAAGCAGAUCUAUACCCGCCAUCAAGCAAAACCGUGACCUGGCUGAGUCUCUCAAGGAAGGAUCGCGUUUUGUUUUUAAGGACUGGGAAAUGAAACGUGGCAUAUACAAGACCGGAUUAAUCCAGGAGGCGGUGAAUGAUAUGUGGUUCGCAAACCGAAGCGACGAGGGUAUAGUAUAUGCUAAAUACUUCGAUCCUUUACCCAUUCAAACCAUUGCGCUUAUACUCACAGCAAUUGAAUGCUGCAUCGACGAGUGGAUGACUGGAGUAAAGGAGGACAUCAAAUUUUCAUCAGUUGCUUACUCCCCGGUCUACCUUCUCCAUCUCAACUCCCUGCGGCGGUUCGACGAGCGGACUGCUGCUUACAAACUGCUCGGUAAAAUUGGUGUCAAUCUUCUCGACGUCGCUCGGUAUUUUUUUAUUACUUAUGUCAUUCAUCAUCCAAACUGA
Molecule: messenger RNA, 531 nt
Organism: Suillus fuscotomentosus
Lineage: Eukaryota; Fungi; Basidiomycota; Agaricomycetes; Boletales; Suillaceae
Exons: 3
Coding region: 1-531 (176 amino acids)
Source: RefSeq, a predicted model, not a curated record